GUGAUUGUAAAUAAUCAUACAUUCUAUAUAUAACAUAAUUAGUUUUUAAUUGGUUUUUCAUUUUGUGAGACAUUACAAAUCAAGACCACGUUUACUGUGAAGUCGGACACAAAAAUCAUUAGUAAUUAGGGUUUAAAUCAAUAUAAAUAUAUAUUUUUUGUAGUAAAUGUUUAGCCAUUGAUGACAUUUUGCGGACAAUUACCCGUUUAUUAUUGUUAACUGAGUUUCCCGUCAAUUAUACGCCAAACCAAUAGUCUUGUGAUAGCCGGUGGUGACCAUCGGACACAGCGAUCGCCGAGUGAUUGCAUCAGAUGUGGAGAUAAUGGACACGAAUGGCAUCGAAUUGAGUGAUAAUGAGAGGCAACUGUUUGGCCAUUUGUUCACGUGUUACGACCACAGCAACAGCGGAUCCGUUGCCAAACCCGUGGCCAUACAGCUGCUGCACUCGUCUCAACUGGACGCCCAAGUGCUGGAUCAGAUCUUGGAGUUAUGUGUCGGCGGUUCACCAUCGACUGUGUCCUCCCUUUCCAGACAUCAGUUCUACUCAAUGCUCAAACUGGUCGGAGCCGCACAAUCAGGGCUUCCCCUCAAUCAGGACACCAUCGCAGCCAACCCCAUGACUAUACCAUUGCCGCAGUUGUCGCCCAUUAGCUGGGAUCUCACCAAACAUAAGAUAACUGUUAAUAAUAGGUAUGAACUACUCGUG
Molecule: messenger RNA, 706 nt
Organism: Oppiella nova
Lineage: Eukaryota; Metazoa; Arthropoda; Arachnida; Sarcoptiformes; Oppiidae
Source: the annotation of a GenBank genome assembly